CCUUAACUCCAUCCACGCCUCUUUUAAACAACGACAACGAGUAUUUACUUCGAAGAAGUAGUUUGUGGAUAGUCUUCCUCCGCCCAGCAAUAGACUUUCUUUUUUUUCGCCAUGCAAGAGAUGCUCCUAAAACAAGAUUCUCCACCACAAGAGAAACAAGAUCUUCUCCCCACGACCAAUACUACCACCAAGAUGUUGCUCCAUCAACGUCGUGGACUAGACAAUAGUCCUGGUCCCAUCUCUUCAGGGCCAAGGACUGCCAGCAGCGGAGAUGACCAUUCCGCAAGAUUAGCACUUCCAAGUAAGCCUCUGAGACCGAUGGCCCCAGUCGAACGAUCCAUGUUGGAUGGCAACUCUAUGCCACCAAAUUUGGGUAUUCCGAAAUUUUCCUUCACGCCAAAUGCAAUCCUGUUGUUGGAUGACAAGGACUUCGAAGAUGGAGCACAAGUGGGGGAUUUGAAGUUAAGACGAUGCAUGUAGAUGUAGAAGUAGAUUCCACACUUAAGUACAAAGUACAUCCCACACUUAUGUAGACGUAGAUCUACAAACUCACACAGUGAAUAUUUAUAUAUAUAAGUACAAACUGAAACUACUGUUCGUGAAGUAGUUCAACACCUUGAUAAGUAGGGGUGAGAGCCUAGCCCUAGCCCUAUGUAUAUAAAGAGAUUUCAUUUUCUAAUCGAAGAAGAGCUCCGCGAUUUCCUCUGGGAGCGCUUUGCCAAACCUCAUGCUCGCUUGAGAUCAGUGGGCAAUACCAAAACAAGCAAAUGGGAAAACACAGCAACUUCAAUUAAGGCUCAACUUUCAAUGGUCAUUGGGGUUGGUCACUGAGAUCGAAGAGGCGACCCCUUGAGACAACAGGGGAAAACGAAGGGAAAGAAGGGGGUCUCUUCCGUUCAGCAUCAGUGACCAUUGAAUGCUGAGCUUUAAUUCAAAGGAUGACCUAGACUGGGAUUAUCACUUGAGACAAGUCCAUGUAGAUGGUCAGGAAGGACCGUUUCUUGGAGGUGAUGGCCCUACUGGCUCGAGUUCGGCUAAGAAGGAUGGGGAUUAUGGGAGUCCGGUAUUGAAUUGAAAGCUAGACGUUCUUACAGUGCUUGACAUUCACUUUCACAUUCAUGUGAUGAUCAUUAAGAAUCCUAAUUAGGUUUUAGACAACACCUCGUGCUAGGUAAAUGAAUGAACGAACUCAAGAAAUCACUCAGGAACAGUGGAUGCAUUUUUGCUGUCCACUUGGCUCUGGAUUCAUGACAUCCCAGGUAUCUCUCCAUCCAGCCCUCGAGAAAAAAAUUUUCGGCGAACUCGACUACGAGGAAAUGGACGUAAGUAAACCACUGUGGAAAGCGUACCUGGUUCGACUCGGCGGACGCGUGACUACUUCGGAUGAUAGUAUGGCUUGGCAAGAAACAACAAAAAUGGGGUGAAAUUUACUCAAUUUCGAAAGUAGGUGGACUCCUGUACCUGGUGCUUCAGGCAGCUGUAGGAAAACUCGCACCUAAUCUACUUCAUGUUACGUUGAUAAAGCACUUUUGACGCUCUAACACCCGGCGCGUCGUUCGCAGCUGUCUCCUGGUUCGCGUCCAUCACGCGGUUUGUGACGGCAUCAGCGGGAUGAGAAUAGCCGAUUACUUCUUAAACGACUUGAAUGAGCCUGCAGACGUUCUUGGCCAGUCAAUGAAGAAGUUCAAGAAGAACAAUAAUUCUUCCAACAGUGCAACUUUCUUCACAUCUUGGUACCAUUAAGGCGCCUUCAGGUAAUCCAUCUUCAAAAGCAUCAUUUUGGGACCUCGCUGCCUCAUCUAAAUUUACGAGAAUUUAUUCCCUGGCCUAGGAUGACCCUGAAGAUGGAUCAUUCCGGAAACAAGGUCUAAUACCGAAACGCCAACAAUCCUCUUGUCAGGGUCCUCUGCAUGCCGCUGAUGCUCAUACUGCAAUUGCUUUUUUCCAUUUUUCGGAUCCCGUUGAUGCUGUUCGACAUAGUGAGCUCUUUCUUCGCCUUCCUCUACAUGGGUGCGCGGCCACGAUGCACCUUUUGCUCCUUUUACAAGUGCACCAAGUUAUGGACGAUCAAUUAGAUGAUAGAUCGAGUUCAAAGCCAGAAUAUCUGAUGAAGCCUCGAGUUUAUCUUCAUGAUCAUUCCAAUGACUGCUAUUCAAACUACAGACCAAUACCUGCUGGUAAUUCUAGUGCUCGCUCUUCUGAUCAAAUAUACAACGAUCAACAUCAAAUCAGUUUCCCCAUUACAGCUCUUCAUUCCCUUCCGCCAACGGCAACAUCAAAGAGGAGAUGUGUAGCUGGGGUCCUCGUAAGGUCGUUAUUUUCCCUGUGCUGCCAUUUGAAGUCGUCCGAGCACUGAAGAACAACCUCAACGUCACAGUCAAUGACGUACUCACUUCUGCUUUUGCAGCCGCCAUCGGUCGCUACUGUGCAGAAGCGUGCAAGGAUGCGACGUUUACCGGGGAUAAACGAAAACUAAGAGUAGGUUGAAGCUGUUUCCGUUACGGUCUCUUUUGCCUCUUCUAAGGGAGAAAGGCCGAACGAACGGGAAACAGAAACACCAGAAGCCUACCUCUAAGAAAAAGCGCAGCAUUACGAGCACUGACGCCUAUGGCCUUGACUAGUGGCGUAAAAGGAGCAUCUUCGGAGGAUCAGUUGACGAACGCCUUUACGUUCCUGUCGACACCUUUGGCAGUGCACUUGACUGAACCUAUAGCGAGACUCGAGUAUACGAAAAAGACGAUGGAUGCUUUCAAGUUAUGGUCACGUGAAGACAAACACAAACAUGAAUAGUAAGGAGUACUACUACUAUUCUGAUGAUAGACUCGUUGUGAAAUCUUCUUACAUGGAAGUUGUGGAACAUUCUCCCACUGUGUCCAUUUCCUUACUUCUCUAAGAAAGAAAUCCUUCAUCGGUCCUCUAGCGUUGUCGCUGACACAAGCCACGGGGAAACUAUUGCCGCAAAAAUUUCUCGCGAACACGGUUUCAGAUAUCUUCGAGCGUAACUGUGUCGUCCUGUCGAACGUUCCAGGAUAUGUCGUGGCGGGAAGUGACAAUGCGGCUGUUGGUGGAGGACAGACGGUAGUUUAUAUUAACACCCCUAGCUAGGCACAUACAUACUUACAUACAGACAUACAUACCUACAUACUGUCUUCUUUUAUUGAGUUUAUUAACACCUCUAGCUAGGCACAUACAUAUUUACAUACAGACAUACGUACAUGGUCCACACAUAUUAGACUCAUACAAUAAGUCUUAUUUGUAUUUCUCUCCACAGGCUCUUCAUCACUUAAAUUGUAUUUCUCUCCACACAGGCUCUUCGUUCUCGCUCACUAUGAUUUUGUUGUCUGUAGAAGUGAGUACCGAUUCAUCUACAAGAGUACUGUCCUCACUCGAGGACCUGUGACGCACAUCUCAAUCUCUCAACACCUCGUCCAGGUCUUCCCUCAAGAGGAUUUCAUUCGAGCAGCGAACGACGGCAACGACUCACCCUAUCGAUCUCUCAAAGUUGGCAACAAGCGCGUGCGCGGACUCUACCUCUACUACUACAACUGCCAGCCGCAAGUGAUCUUGACGAGCUACCAGGACAAGAUAUUCUUUUAUGGGUCAAGUAGAUUUGAAUUGUGUUUGUGCUGCCCUUAGAAGUUUCCUUGAUUUAUCUACUACGAAAGAUACAACUAGUUGUAUACUUAAAUCUACUACUAGUCGCAGUCUUCUCUAAUCCCUCACCCUCGUCUCCGACCCAGCGAAGAUCGAGGACGAAGAUGCCAUCAUCAGGUUCUACUGCGAAGAGCUCUACCUUCUUGCCGAACAUUGCGUGAAAAUGAGGGGUUGUGGUGACGAUAACGACGCAAAGAUCCUGAAACGAUUCUUGGAGCAACAGCCGUUGCCUAGAGCAUUAGGCUGAGGGAAAGGCUAAUCUGACAGGCGCGACUUCCCAACAUAUCAUCAAUCUUCCAAAUUUUCCAGCAAGAACAGAUCUCAAAUGUAUCAAAUUUUUGACUUUUUUGAAACACACAGCACUGCUGCUCUCAAACUCAUACUCAACAUAAAAAUGAAUCUUCAUCUUGUAAUAUCGAUGGAUAACAUCAACGAGAGCAUGAGAGUACCAGUACCUCGAUAGAUUGAUAAACAACAACAUGAACAUGGGAAUAGAAGUAUAAUAUUUUUUGGAUGUAAUUGCGAUUGGUUUAGCUGGACGCGGACGCUCACGCUUUCAUGUUCUUUCUCUUUCAUUACUUCUUCUCUCUCACUACGGCAGCAUAAUGUCGGGGCAGUCAAUGCACAGGUUGUGUCAAUAGAUAUCCAACAUUUAUUGUCAUACUUUUGAUGAAUCUCGAUCGACCCAGAGUGGCGUUAGAAGCGGGAAAGGAUACUACCGUGACAUGAUAAUCACGC
Messenger RNA from Amoebophrya sp. A25, 4392 nucleotides. NCBI's taxonomy places the organism in Eukaryota, Dinophyceae, Syndiniales, Amoebophryaceae. The record is from the annotation of a GenBank genome assembly.